Momordica charantia (bitter melon) is the source of this 1705-nucleotide messenger RNA. Its product is annotated as putative choline kinase 1. The record is from RefSeq and is a predicted model, not a curated record. Gene Ontology annotation, cellular component: cytoplasm. NCBI's taxonomy places the organism in Eukaryota, Viridiplantae, Streptophyta, Magnoliopsida, Cucurbitales, Cucurbitaceae. Gene Ontology annotation, molecular function: choline kinase activity; ethanolamine kinase activity. Gene Ontology annotation, biological process: phosphatidylethanolamine biosynthetic process; phosphatidylcholine biosynthetic process.
UGCGAGGAUAGAGUCAAGUUUUCAGCAUGACUCGAGACUUUUAUCAAAAUAUCAUGUGGACUAUUAAUCCGUCGGUUUGAAAUUCCCGUCACUUUCUCUUCCAGUUCAAGUCUGCAUUUAAAAGCAGAGAAAACUUUCAAAUGUUCUUCACAAUCGAUCUCAAUUCAAACCUCAGUUCGUACAAUUCUCCGUUGAUGAACGCGAUUGAUUUCUUCCGCUGAUUUGUCUUCUGCGCCUUCGAUUUGGAACUAGAAUCCUUCAAAAUCUCACCGCGAAGUUCACCACGCCAUCAAUUCACAAAGAAAUUCCAACUCAUCUCAAUCAAAAUCACUAAAUCACCGCCAUAAUUUCCGUCUCCACCAAUCUCGAGAGCCAAAACCAGAUUUACUCAGAUUCAAUCAAAACCAGGAGUCGAAAAAUGGCGAUAAAGUGGAACGGAAUCACAAAAGGCAAUCUGGCAGAGGAACUGACGAAGGUAAUCGGAGCAGUGGCGUGGUCGGAGUGGGGCGACGCAAUGGAGGAAUCGGAAGAAUCUGUGGAAGUGAGGCGAUUAACGGGAGCGAUGACGAACGAGGUGUACCAAAUCAAAUGGAAGAAUCCGAAAAGUAGCGGUGCUGAAGAUCGGAAGGUGGUGGUGAGAGUGUACGGAGAAGGAGUGGAGGUGUUCUUCAACAGAGACGAUGAGAUCAGAACUUUUGAAUGGUUGUCGAAGCUCGGCCAUGGCCCUCGCCUUCUCGCUCAAUUCUCACAUGGAAGAGUCGAAGAAUUCAUCCACGCCAGGACAUUAUCAGCAACGGAUCUUCGAGACUCAAAAAUAUCAGCACUUAUAGCAAGUAAAUUGAGAGAGUUUCACAAUCUUGAAAUGCCUGCUCCCAAAAAUGUGGUCCUUUGGGAUCGAAUGAGAUAUUGGCUAAGUGAAGCCAAAAGAUUAAGCUCACCAAUUGAUGUGGAAGAAUUUUGGUUGGAGACAUUGGAGGAGGAAAUAAAUAUGCUUCAAAGAGAACUCUCCAAAGAUUCUCAACUCAUUGGCUUUUGUCACAAUGACUUGCAAUAUGGCAACAUUAUGAUGGAUCAACACACAUCAUCAAUAACUCUAAUUGAUUAUGAGUAUGCAAGUUACAAUCCAAUAGCUUAUGACAUUGCAAAUCAUUUCUGUGAAAUGGCAGCAGAUUACCAUUCUGAGACUCCCCAUAUUUUGGACUACACUUCAUACCCAGAUCUAAAGGAACGUAAACAAUUUGUUCGUGCUUAUCUUACUUCUACAGGGAGGAAAGCCAAUGAAGAAGAAGUGGAGGAGGUAGUGGAGGAGGCUGAGAAAUACACUUUACCCAACCAUCUCUUUUGGGGCUUGUGGGGAAUUAUUUCAGGUCACAUCAACAAGAUUGACUUUGACUACUUUGAGUAUGCAAGGCAGAGGUUCGAUCAAUACUGGCUAAGAAAGCCCGUGCUCUUGGUUUCUUCUAUUGUUGAUCACUGUCAUCCAACGAUGAAUGAUUCGUAAGACGAAUAAAAUUUCUUCUCUUUUUUCUCUCUAUGUCCUAGUAUUUUCUUUACCUACCACUUUGUAUAAAAAAUAAGUCAACACUUUUAGGUUGACUUUUGUUGUGUAGUUCGAUUUUAUAAAAUGUUUGGUGGAACAAUACGGAUAUAUUAUUUCUAGAUUUUGAAUGAAAUUUGAUGUCUUUUUGGAUGGAGGGUCACGUUA